Molecule: messenger RNA, 2162 nt
Organism: Pomacea canaliculata
Lineage: Eukaryota; Metazoa; Mollusca; Gastropoda; Architaenioglossa; Ampullariidae
Product: A-kinase anchor protein 7-like
Cellular component (GO): cytosol
Molecular function (GO): protein kinase A regulatory subunit binding
Source: RefSeq, a predicted model, not a curated record
ACUUUGUGUGGUGCAUAUAAAGGAGGAGCUUGCCUGCCACACGAGUUAGACAAGAGACAAAUCCAAGCCAUGGCGUGUGAGAGCCCGGUAUACGUGUCUCUACAAUCAUUCGAGGUGUCUCAGCUGAUAACAGCUUUUCCCAGGAAGAGUCGCGUCAUUAAGGACAUCGGGUCCUUCACCUACAUCGUCACAGUGCAGCUUAACGGUGGAGAUGUCAGCCUCAAGCUCCAGCUCACCGAAGUCGUAUCCGUCCACCGUUCCGGAGAUCGUUGUGUGUUCCGACAGACUGUAUAAAGAGGACAACGAAAAGCUGACCACAAAACUGAUGACUGAAGCUUCGGCGAACCUAGGACAGCCUGUGAUUCAGAAACUUAUCUCCCAUCGCCGAAGGCUGGCUUAACGACCGUACCACCGACGUAGGAAAAUCCAACGACACAGUCACUACAACUGGUGACAAAAAGAAAGUAUCGAAAGGAAAGCCUUCUGGAAAGUCGGGGCGUGGUAACGAGAAGACAGCAGACGACAAGAGAGCUCCUCUAAAGACAGCAGAAGACGUUGUAAACAGAGUCCUAUGGGAUGACAAGCUGAAGAAAGAGGAUUUUUUCGUUGGUUAUCUAGACAGGUUCAAAGGUACAGUGGAAAAAAACUUCUCAACUUUUUCUUGGGAAGACAUUGCUACAGUUGACUAUAACGCACUAGCUAUUCCCAAGCACCGGAUCCAGUACUUCAAGUAUCGAAACGAAAACAUUUGGGACAAGGCGUCUCGCCUGGACAGGGUCUUUGGUUCUGACGACGUGGCGUCGACAUCUACGACAUCGUAAGCAAGCACCAACAGAAGACAGAUUUGACCAGUGGAGAAGGCGGAGGAGACGCUAUGAAACCUCGUGAAUCUUCGUUUCCAGACUUUGGUAAGGAAGCCUCCGAUGACAGGACGUUGCGUGGUUUUUCACACGAUGCUCUUCGGGACUCAUGCCCUCAGCUGAGCGGACAAACUGACCUGGACUCGAAAGACUCGGACUGCAAUGACCAGCAGGUCUGGAAGGACACUUCCAGGCCCACGCACUUUCUGGCUCUUCGUAUCACGAACGAGGAGAUCGUGCGAAUGGUAGGGCAAGUUCAAGCUCACAUGUUGAAGAUCCAACCACUAUACAGCCCGUGCUGUAUCCCCAGCUCGGCGCUGCACAUCACUUUGUGCACCCUAGGACUAGACACCCCAGACCAGGUCGCGCAUGCAGUAGAAGUGCUGCAUCGUAUCCAGCCUCAGCUAGCCACCUCCCUGCCACACACGCCCCUCCGUGUUGACGGCGUCGACACCUUCUUCAACCGCGUGGUGUAUGCCAAGGUCCAGCAGCAACCUGAGUUCAUGGAGUUCGUGGACCACCUGAAGUUGCUGCUAUGGGAGUCGGGCGUGGAAAUGCGCGACGUUCACCAUGGCUACACACCUCAUGUGACCAUAAUGAAGGCGACGAAGCCUCUGGUAAAUCAGAAAGGCACAAAAGACGUAGACCCUAGCCUGUAUAAAGACUACACAGACAUGUACUUCGGACAGCAGACCCUUGAUCGGGUCUACUUGUGCACUAUGGGGGGAUCGAAGCGGGAGGAUGGAUUUUACGAAUGCUUAGGUGAAAUUGAGUUUGGCCAGGCAUAGCCUAAAACGAUUUUCCCAAAACAAGGAGAAACAACACAUUGCAUAAUGGCUAGAAGUAACGAGAAAGUUAAAAGCAUGUUUUAUUUUCAAGGCUGUUCAUUUUCAAUCCAGUAGCGGAUGAUCGGCUCCUUUUCCAUCUCUUCCCACUUUUUUUAGUUUGCAAUAUUCAUACUUUUCUUCUGCUCUUUUGUUCAAGGUCACUGCCUAUUGUGGAAAUGCACUAUAAUAAUAACAAAAGUGAACUUACAUAGCACCAUAUCAUGGCCCAAUGCCGAAUGGGCAAGCCUAUGGUGUUUUACUGACAAAAAAAACAAAACAAAACAACAACACACGAAGGCACAAAACACGCAAAAUUAUUUUUUUUAUAGAAUGCUAUGUGAUGAUGAUGAUGAUGAUGAUUGAUGAUUGAUGAUGAUGGAUUAGUUAAACGAUUGUACAAUUUUUCAUUCCUUAGUAUUAGCUGUUUGUGUAUGUGGUGGAAAGAAAAAGCGAUUAAAAAACUCAAUUGUAAAUC